Messenger RNA from Larimichthys crocea (large yellow croaker), 5935 nucleotides. RefSeq names its product calcium channel, voltage-dependent, beta 2b (gene cacnb2b). Lineage: Eukaryota; Metazoa; Chordata; Actinopteri; Sciaenidae. The record is from RefSeq and is a predicted model, not a curated record. Gene Ontology annotation, molecular function: protein binding; voltage-gated calcium channel activity. Gene Ontology annotation, biological process: calcium ion transmembrane transport. Bases 917 to 2800 code for a protein of 627 amino acids. The transcript has 14 exons. Gene Ontology annotation, cellular component: voltage-gated calcium channel complex.
ACAACAGGAGUGCAAGGAGUGACUCAGGUAAGCAGGAACGCUCCUGAUGAGAGAGGACCCUUGAGAGAGGGAAGCAGCGUGGUGGAGUGAGAGGUAGAGAUACUGGAGGAGGAGGAGGAGCUAUAGAGCUGGGAUUUUUGAGGAGGAAGAAAAGAGGAAUUGCACAGAACCUGAAAAUCUCUGUAUCUGGACACCCAGGGUGGGCUUACAAGGAAGGGACAGACAGGGGAUACAGGCAAGACGGAUGUGGAGUGAUGCAAGCGCUCUGAUUGGAUACACUAGAGAGCACUGAGAGACACACACACACACACAGAAGGAAGAAAAUGACAUUUAGUUUUUGUUGCAAGACUAUUCGGGGGGCUUAAGCCAGAGGGAGGCUGGAAGAGAGGAGGGUUGUUUUUUUUUCUUUUUCGACAGGGUGAGUCAGGACAGAGAGAGAGAGAGAGAGAGAGGGGGGUGAGGUAGGGUAGUGGGAGGGUAAAUAAGGAUGGCAGAUGAGCCACCUGUCCUUCUCAGAUGAGGUGAGCACACACACAUUAACACAAAAAGACAUACGAACCUUGCACACUCCUCAGCACAUCAGACUGGUCGUUAGAUCGGAUCCCGGCUCCAGACUUUGAAGAUCCUGUGAGGUGUUUUUUUUUUUUUUUUUGGCGUCCGGAUCACCUGAACUUAACCGAGGACAUAACUUAUGAGAGGGACCGGCCACUGAACCACCGUCCCCCUCAUCCCCAACCCUUUGCGAGAACCUGUGGACAUUAAGGGGUGUCUUUUUGCGGGAUCCCCAACUCGGCUGAAGAGCAGGCGAUCAGGUGGAUCACCUGUGCCAUGAGGAUCCUAUGUGUGUGAGCCUGGCCUGAGACGACCUACCACCUAUCGGCCUGUCCCCUCCUCCUUCCCCCAACUGGAUGUCUUGAUGUAUUGCUGUGGGCUGGGACACUGGCGGAGAGUGCAGUCCACCUAUGGAGAGCGUCAGGACUCGGAUGCCGUUGAGGAAAGAAACGCUCAGGUGCAGCUGGAGAAGGCCAAGUACAAACCUGUGGCAUUCGCAGUACGUUGCAACUUCUCUUACACGCCAGCAGACGACGACAACGUUCCCGUACCAGGCCAGGCUGUCACCUUUGAGGCCAGAGACUUCCUCCAUGUUAAAGAGAAAUUUAACAAUGAGUGGUGGAUCGGACGGCCGGUGAAGGAGGAUGGUGUGGUGGGCUUCAUCCCCAGUCCAGUCAAUCUGGAAACCAUUCUCAUCAGAAGAGAAGUCCAGGCGAGGAAAGCUGCCAAGGCCUUAGCCAACAAAGCGACUCAAGCAACUCAAGACAUGAACUCAAAGAAAUAUACUCCUCCAUCACAAGCCAAUCAGCAGGUGAAAAAGAAACCGGGGGAGCAGGUGUCUAUGUAUGAUGUAGUGCCUACAAUGCGUCCUGUGGUUCUAAUGGGACCAUCACUGAAAGGUUUAGAGGUUACAGAUAUGAUGCAAAAAGCACUAUUUGACUUUUUAAAACAUCGAUUUGAAGGCAGAAUUACAAUUACACGGGUCACAGCAGACAUCUCUCUGGCUAAGCGGUCCAUCCUCAACAACCCGGGCAAAAAGGCCUUAAUGGACCGGUCGAACACCCGCUCCAACUUAGAUGCUGCCGCUCAGAUUCAGGGGGAGGUGGAGCGCAUCUUUGAGCUUGCCCGCAGCCUGCAGCUGGUGGUUUUAGAUGCAGACACAAUCAACCACCCACUCCAGGUGUCCAAAACCUCCCUGGCACCAAUCCUAGUCUAUGUCAAGAUCUCCUCACCAAAGGUUUUGACAAGACUUAUCAAGACUAGAGGGAAGUCACAGACCAAACAUCUUAAUGUUCAGUUGGUGGCAGCAGACAAGCUUGCCCAAUGUCCACCGGAAAUGUUUGAUGUCAUCUUAGAUGAAAACCAGCUAACCGACGCCUGUGAGCACAUAGCUGAUUACCUGGAGUCUUACUGGAGAGCCACUCAUCCACCAGAGAUGGAGCCUGUCAACGCACUGGUGGCCCAGCUGGCUGAGAACACACUGCCCACCAGUCCCUCAGCAAAACCAGAUGGGCAGAAAAACAAGAAGUCAGCUGCCCCAAAGAGGAAGGUUUCCCGGGAGAACCAUCUAGACCAGGAGCCCCCUUCAGCCCCAGCACAGGAACAGAGGGCUGCAGAGGGCCAAAAAGAAGAGGAAGAGCGCCUCCUGAGGACUGAACCAAAGAGACCCCAGCACACCCACCACCAUCACCAUCACCAUCAUCACCGCCGGAUGGAGCACCACAGCCACACCCAGCACAACCAAACAUCUGGUGGCCUGGAAGUACAGUCGAGCAGGGAUUAUAGCCAAAGGCUUCCACGCAGGCACCUGCAUGAGGAGAGGGAUGACGAGGUGGAAGAUGUGGUGGAGGACGAGGAGGAGGAGACUCGCUAUAACCACCGGGGCCAUAAUCACCACCAUCAUAACAGCAACCACCAACAUCACCACCACCACCACCAACAUCACCGUGGGAACAGCCAGCCACACGUCGGGGAAGACUAUGAGCAGGAGCACAAUGAACGCAACCGACAGCACAGGCAUCACCCGCAUCACGCGCAUAUUCCACCACGGACACACCACACGGAUCACUAUUCUGCACACAAUCAUCACAGCUACCACCACUACCACGGCAGAGACAGGGACAGAGACAGAGAUAGAGAAAGAAACAAGGACAGGGAAAGAGACAGAGACAGGGACAGAGAUAGGGAUCGAGGCAGAGAUAGAGACAGAGAUGCACGACAAUGGCACAAAGAUUCUUAUAUACACUAGUGACUGUGUUUCUUUUGUGGGUUUGUGCAUGGUUUUAUGCUGCUCAAGUUAUAAUGCACUAAUGGAUGGGGCAGAGAAGUGGGACAUCUUUGUAGACAACAUUUCUCCUUUUUUUUGUUUUGUUUUUUGUAUUAACUAUUUUGUCUGUCUUAUUUUCCACCUGGUUCACAUGGCUCUAUGUCUGUAGUUUUGCACAAACAUCCGUAAAAAACAAAUGCAACGGUGUGCUCGUGCAGUCUAAAAUGUUAAUUUUGCAUUGGUCACACAAAUGUAUGGAAGCCAAGGGUGGUCAUGUUUGCUGUUAUCUCAGGAUAAAAUGUUUGUUUUCUUGUGAUAAAAAGCUAAUUAAAACAAAUGUAAUCCAAUGAACAUUCCUGCAAUAAAUCCUACCUACGUGAAGAUUGCAUUAAACUUGACAGCUGGUUAUAUUUGUGAGACACUUAAAACAAUGACACAUAUUUGAAACUGUCUCGUUCACUUGUGCUGUACGCACUUCACACCAAAUCUGUGAAAGGUUAGGGAAGAAAUGGCAAUAAAAUAACCACCUAUGGGGACCUAUUUUAUAAAUGCUGUGGACAAAAUCCAGUUUGAGAGCAUCACAUACACUACAUCCUCCAAAAUAAGUAAUUCAGAUGAAUUAAUACCUAGCUAAGUGUAGCUAAUGAAUUGCCUGUAUUUUAACGAAAAGGGGUCUUUUUUUUUUUCCUCUCUCCAAAAAACAAGUGAGUUAAAACAAUUAGUCAAUUAAUCAGUUUGUCCGUUGACAUAAAAAAUAAUUCACAAUUGAUCAUAAUCAUAAUUGUGAUCUGGUCUCUCUCAAAUGUAAGAUCUGCUGUUUCCUUUAAAUGUUUUAUAUCUUUGUAAAUAUGGUAUCUUUUGGUUUUGUUAAAGAAGUUAUCCAAAGAUGUCACCUUGGCCUUCUGUAAGGCUUUUUUUUUUUUUUACACUAAAUAGUUAAUUGAUCAAUCAAUCAUGGCUAUAGCCCAAAACUGAUUAUCACAAGAAAACAUCUGUUAUCCCAAUGUAAUAAAGUACUUAACUUGUAAUCUUAAGAUAAUAGGCCAAAAUAAAAUUAUCAAAACAACAGCUUCCAUACAGUGAAUGCAUUUUAUGAUUUAUUUAAUUUAAUUUUUUUUGUCUACAAACUUCGAUAAUGGGAUGUUUUGUUGGUCAAAUAUAUGUGGGAAACAACACACUCUGCCCCCAUGUGUUUAAAUUGGUGUACCUUCAAAAGCCAACGAUUUCUUUUAAACAUUGGUAAGGAAAUUCAAACUAUUUUUCUACAUGAUUCUAAAGGGAAGUCAUACUUUGCUUCCUACUUUUUAAAAACGGUGUUCAAGCAUAUUUAUUGACUUGCAUUUGCUCUGUGUGGAAGCCUGAAAAAUCGUUUGGUGACAAUGACCUGUGCUAUAUGCUGGAUACUCUAUGCAUCUUCUUGUGAUAAAAUAUAUUGCUUGAAUACAAUCUCUAUGCAUUUGUACAUACUUCAUAAUUGCCUUGUUGGGUAUAUGUAAGGAGAACCAGAGAGCCUGUUGCACUGUUUGGUAGAACUUGACCCACUGUGUAUGGUUGCUUUGAGUUGAUGAGACUGAAUUGACUCUGUUCCUUUUAAAAUGAUUUGUUUUGGUUAUGUUUGUUUUGUACAGCAGUUAAUUUUGACAGAUAUGCAUUCUAUUGUUGAAAUGUCAUUAAAAUGCAAAAACAAAGAGCGUGCUAAGUGACAUUUCAUUUGAAGAUGACAGCACCUCCUGCACCUAUUAUACUGUCCUUUGUCCUUCAUAUAAUUUCAAACUGGUUAAUCUUUUUUAAUGUGCUAUUUGAGAAGUUUUCUGCCAUGUACCGCCAAUCCAAUCCAAUCUGCAACAGAGAUAUGAACUGAUAUAAACCUGUGACUAUUUAUUUUACAGGCUAACCCGUUUGGCAUCAUCACAGUUCACUUGUUAAGAAAACAAUUUUAAUAGAAACAGUAACUAUUCUGAUUAAACAAAAAAAAUCAGCAAAGACAAAACGGCUUUUUGUACCAAGCGGUGGUCCAAAUUGCUGCUUUUGGCACUUUGACACAGGCUUCAUCAUUUUACAGUCACAGAGAAAUAAUAUAUUUGCAGCCUAGUUCAAAAGAGAUUUGGUCUCUAUAGCUACUUUUUCCAAGUUCAUGGGGGUGAAUUUCUAUUUAACUCACCCGUUCAAAUUGUAUUAAGGCUUAAAGUUUGGCAUAACUAAUAGCUUGGCUUGUUUGAGCAGCCAGGCUUCAUUCGGUUCACCUCCACUCCACCCACGCUCCCAUUUUGGAGAUGCUGGCAGAGGCAGAACUGCCAGGAUGGAGGUGGCCAGAUACGACCACAGUAAACAUCAGAACAGCUCUUUUACAAGACACACAUUUAAUCUCUCUGUGUGCAUGUUUAACCUUGUGUUGUAGCCUUUAUGUGGUAUUUUAGGGAAAGGCUAUAGCUGUGAGUUAGUAUGAUGAACCAUCAUGUCAUAAAAGUGACCAUGGUGCUUUUCAGUUGCUAUUAGAUUAAUUUAAAGGUAGAAACGUAUGAAAGGAGCUAGCGUCUGCUGCAAAAAAGGCUUAUUGUGGAGGAAAUCCAGUCAUUUUGUAUGGUAUACUUCUGUUUUGAUUCAUGAAUUUUUGAUUUUUACACAAGUAUAAAUGGAGGUCAGUCAGCGAUUGGCGGUUUAAAAAGUUGAACAGCUGGUGCUGCAAAGUAGCACUGCAAUGUUUUUGUUAUUUUGUGUUCAUUAGUGUGUGAUGACAUGAGAAAAGUUUGUGUCCAUAAUUUCUUGACAUUUAUUGCUCCACCACAACGCUAUGAAGGUUGUUUAGAAAGCCUUUUGCAGCAAAGUUAUAUAAGUUUUAACUGUGACUACACAUAAACACUGCCAUAGCCAGCAGCCUCAAGAUUAACUUUUUUUCUCACGGUUAUUUUAGUGCUUCUCAGUGAACUUUUCUCACCUCCAGCAGAUUGAUCACUGCUCAUUGUUUUAUUUUUCAUGAGAAACCUUGAAAAAUAAGCAGCAAGCACAACAAGCAGAUAUAAAAUGACAGGAUUCUUGUGUAAGUCGACUAAAAGUGUAAACACUCUACAGUAGCAAAUUAAAGACAUUACUUAAAGUAAGUAAAGCUAAGCACUUCAA